This is a messenger RNA of Hymenoscyphus albidus, 1113 nucleotides long. The record is from the annotation of a GenBank genome assembly. Lineage: Eukaryota; Fungi; Ascomycota; Leotiomycetes; Helotiales; Helotiaceae.
GUUUUCUUUCCUUCAUUCCAAUCACUUUCCUUCAAUCCUCACAUUACCUUCUCCCAAACACAGCUGUGCUGUUCAAUUUCGAUUUUUUCAAUUCCCAACCACACAGCCGCGCUGUUCAUUAGUAAACUUAUUUCACGCCACUCUUUCAAUCUGUUUUCAAUACAAACCCUACAACCAUCAUGCAAUUCUCAUCUGCUCUAGUCUUGGCAUUUGCCUCCCUCUCUGUUGCUGCUCCAUCUGUCGUUCGACCUACUAGCAGUUUUGUCGCUAGAACCCUCCUCGCCAGAGCUCUGGGCCCGGUUGCGACAUAUAACGAAAUCUCCAUCAGUGGUGGUGUCGGCGGAGACGCCGAAGCUGAGGCACUCGCCAAGUUGCCUGUGGGAACAGAUUUUGCUGCGGUCUCAAAAGAGGAUAUUACGUUCCUGCAAGCCGUUAACGGUAUGUGCAACGACGCUGAGAUUCUAGCAUUCAACCCAGCCAUCGAAGCAGCAACUGGGCCCGAGAAGGAAGCUGUCGCGGUAAUUAGUAAUCUGCUCCAUUUAUAUAACAUUCGCUAAUAUGAACCUUAGUGCGGUAAAACCAAAAACAAGGUCCUGAAACUCACAGCAACCAUGCUGUCGUUGCAAGCUCUCCAAGCUCAAGGAGAAGAUGUCUCCGAAAAGAUGGCUGUGGAAACAAAGAAGCUUGCCAACAACAUCGCCACGGAUAAGGCAAAUGCUGGCAAGCCAUGCACUAAACUUGAGUUCGCCACUGCUACGAAUGAGGCCAGGAAGACGACUAAGGACAAGAAGCCUGUGGAUGGUGCUGCGGAAGGUGCUAAGCCCAAGGAGGAUGGUGCUGCGGAAGGUGCUAAGCCCAAGGAGGAUGGUGCUGCGGAAGGUGCUAAGCCCAAGGAGGAUGGUGCUAAGGACUCCAAGAAGGCCGACAAGGAGACCAAGAAAGCUGACAAGGAGGCAAAGAAAGCUGCAAAGGAGACAAAGAAGGAGGAGUAAAUUAUUGGGGGAUAAAGAGUCGGUAUCGCCAUUCGCAUCAUAAAACGGCGGAAAUAAUUCGUUUCUUGGGGUUGAUUUUAUCUUGGGGGAUAGGAAUGUGUAGGGUCACAUUGGUUUCUAA